AUAAGCAAGACAAUAAACAAAGUAAAGAGAUUGGGUCCGAUCCAGUUCCCCGUCGGCCGCAUCGGGCGCUUCCUCAAGAAGGGCCGCUACGCGCAGCGCGUCGGCUCCGGCGCCCCCGUCUACCUCGCCGCAGUCCUCGAGUACCUCGCAGCGGAGGUCCUGGAGCUCGCCGGGAACGCCGCCAAGGACAACAAGAAGACCCGCAUCAUGCCGCGCCACCUGAUGCUCGCCAUCCGCAACGACGAGGAGUUCGGGAAGCUUCUGUCCGGAGUCACCAUCGCCCACGGCGGCGUCCUCCCCAACAUCCACUCCGUGCUGCUCCCCAAGAAGGCCGCUGAGAAGGCCGAGAAGGCUGCCGAGAAGGCCGAGAAGGCGGAGUCCUCCAAUUCAGGUCUGUCCUAUGACACCAAUGAGAUUGCUCUCAAGGAUGCAUUCUCUCAGCACGGCCAUGUCAUCGAAGUGAAAGUGAUAUGCCAUCCUGUGACGGGAAAAUCCAAAGGAUACGGUUUCGUCAAGUUCUCUUCGGAAGAUGAAGCAGCUGCAGCAUUGGAGAAGAUGAGUGAUGAGGUACUUGAUGGUAGGAACAUACGGGUGCGCUACGCAAACCGCGGAUGAUCUGCUGUUGCUGCUGCUGAUGAUGAGAUGAGUAAGG
Molecule: messenger RNA, 652 nt
Organism: Lolium rigidum
Lineage: Eukaryota; Viridiplantae; Streptophyta; Magnoliopsida; Poales; Poaceae
Product: histone H2A, sperm-like
Exons: 6
Cellular component (GO): nucleosome
Molecular function (GO): RNA binding; protein heterodimerization activity; structural constituent of chromatin
Source: RefSeq, a predicted model, not a curated record